Molecule: messenger RNA, 255 nt
Organism: Helobdella robusta
Lineage: Eukaryota; Metazoa; Annelida; Clitellata; Rhynchobdellida; Glossiphoniidae
Exons: 2
Cellular component (GO): mitochondrial intermembrane space chaperone complex
Source: RefSeq, a predicted model, not a curated record
UUGCAAGAUAUGUGUAAGACCUACAACAAAGUGACAGAGUUGUGCUUUAGUAAAUGUAUUUCAAAUAUGAAUGGGUUUCGUUUCACUCCAGAUGAGACAAGUUGUGUGGACCAUUGUGGUGGCAAAUUCAUUUCCAGUAACAAGGUUUUAAUGGCAACAUUCACGGAGAUACAAUUUAAAAAGCAACAGCAAAUGUUGGAAGAGGCACGAUCCCAACAGCAAGCUGAAGCCAAUAAAGCAAAAAUGAAUCCUUAA